Nelumbo nucifera (sacred lotus) is the source of this 791-nucleotide messenger RNA. Its product is annotated as cysteine proteinase inhibitor A-like. The record is from RefSeq and is a predicted model, not a curated record. NCBI's taxonomy places the organism in Eukaryota, Viridiplantae, Streptophyta, Magnoliopsida, Proteales, Nelumbonaceae. Gene Ontology annotation, molecular function: cysteine-type endopeptidase inhibitor activity.
CUAAUCCUGUAAUCCAUGCCAGAGCAAAAGUGCGGAGGAUAAAGUGGGUGAAGGAGGAAACGAAGCAGCUGCCACCUGCCAACAUUCAGCAGAGUUAUUAAAGAGAGCGGACCGAUGAAAUUCAGGAGUGUAAAUCGUUGUUCGGUUUUAGCGUCAUCUCUACUGCUUCUCUUCUCUGCAUUUUCUGAAUUUAGGCUUUGUUUCGCGAAUCCCAAAAGGAUGGAACGCGAGGGAGUAAUCCUCGGCGGAAUACACGAUUCCGUCGGGUUUGAGAACAGCGUCGAGAUUGAAGACCUUGCUCGAUUCGCUGUCGAUGAACACAACAAGAAACAGAAUGCGCUGCUGGAGUUUGGGAGGGUUGUGAUGGCGAAGGAGCAGGUGGUUGCCGGAAUGAUGCACCACCUGACUCUGGAGGUGAUUGAGGCGGGUAAGAAGAAACUCUGUGAAGCCAAGGUGUGGGUGAAGCCAUGGAUGAACUUCAAGGAGCUGCACGAAUUCAGGCUGGUUGGAGAUGCCCCCACUGUCGCUUCGUCGGAUCUCGGUGCCAAGCGUGGUAAUUGAGUAAUUGAAGUAGCAAAACUCGAAUUGCUUCUCAAGGUCUACAGGGUAAAUAAGAAAGAAAAAUAUAGUUUUUUUUUUUAAAGUAAGUUGAAGUACAUAGGAAUGUUGAAGGUUUCUGAGCAGGAUCACUCAUGAGUCUAGGCACUAGCCUAUUAUGCUAAUAUGUGUGGAUUUAUAUUAUAGACAUCUGAUUUAGUACUUCUAUGAAACAUUUAUUAUUGCUACAUAUA